AACACCAAGCAACCGGAUAUGUCAACAAAAGAAAAAUGUCAAACAAGAUGUUUGGGAAUUUUAAAAUUUCAAGUGUACUGCAGAAGUAAACUGGUAAAAAAAUCUACAUAUUACUAAGCUAAACUUUAAACCAAAGGAAAAUAUGAACUGCACUGCAGAUGAAGAAGCGACAAGCUUUUGUAAAAACACGGAUAACAACGAUUCUGAAUCUUCUGAGAACUUUCAAAAGUACAUCACUGAGCUUUUCGAAAAAAAUGGUAUAUUGAACGAUUUGCGAGCUUAUUUACGCGGACACAUCGUUGAUGUGCUGAAAAGCGCUGAAACAGGUGUGCCAUCAGCUUGCCAAAAACAUUUCACCCAGCGAUUGGAACUUGUGUAUCAAGCAUUGAAUAUUUUGAUUGCAGAAUAUUUAAUUCGGCUGGAUUUUAGUUACAGUAUGUCAGUGUUUGUAUCAGAGAUUCCAUUAGCCAACAUGGUGUUUGAUUAUGCGAGGAAACUGUUGCAGAGAACUGACACAAACAUGCCUGGACUGAGAUUUCAAGAGAAUGACAUAUGGUCUGUUCUACAUUAUUUAGGAAUAAAAUGUGACUCAGUGCAUGUGUCUAAAAUUGUAGACACAUAUAGAAAUGGAGAUACACCACUGUUGCACUGCAUACUCAAAUGUAUUCCAAUGUAUCAUACGGAUACAAGCUGUCUAGGAAAGGCGUUCACAUCAGAAGAAUGUCUGUCAUGUCGAAGCGCAAACAGCGCUGACUCACAAGACGACAAUCCAUCCAAGCCCAGAGACCAGCGCGGCUGCAAGCACUUUUCCUGCUGCAAGAGUUGCCAGAGCAGAUUCAUGCGCCUCAAGGAGAAAUAUUCCAACAAGAAAACUAAAAUGGAAAAGAUGUUUCAUCAGUUGAAGACAGUGUACGAAGCAGAAGUAGAGAUGAUAAAGGAAGAAGAGAAGAGGAAGAUUAAGAGAUCUAUCGCCAAUCACGCACUAUUGCUACAAAGACAUCGAGAUGAACUGGAGGAAUCAUUCAAAGCUCGUAAGGCCGAGCUGGAAAAGAACGUGAAUCAGAAGAAGAAGUUCCUGUGGGGCUUGGCGCGUGCGCUGAGGAGUCAGCACGAGCACAUGACAUCGGCGAUGAGGAGCGUGCAGUACGAGACAGAGAGACUAGCGGAGAAGGAAUCCACAAUAAAAGUCCAAUUAGGGGAAGCAGAACAAGCACUCAAAAAUCGAGGCGAAGAAAUGCGAAACCAAAUAUCACAAGAGCUCAUUCUACUCGAAAGUCAUUUAGAGACCAUGAAGAUAGAGCAAAAAAACAUCAACAAAGAAAGAGACGAAUUGGAAAAUCUCAAAAACAUAUACGAAAAUAACAGCAAAAUUUUGAAACAACAAGAAUUUGAAGAGAAGCAAGAUUUUAAAUUGCAUUACCAAGCGUUGAAAGAUGAAAUUGUUGUUCUAAGGUCAUAUAUAGAAUCGAAAGUGUCCAAGUGUUUUAUGGAAAAAGGCACGGUUAUGGAUUUGGGUGAUGGGUUGAUGAAUAACAAUGUCGGGGUUAAGGGUGAUGAUGAUAAAUUGAAGGGCAGUCAAGUGAUCAACGAUUUGAAGAAAGCGAAAAACGUGAAUUUCAGUCAGUCAAACUUAGACGAAAUCUACCGCCAGUUGAGUGGUUCUCCAAGCAGAUCGAUCAGUGGUCGAGAGGAAAGUAAUGUACGGGGUUCGACUCCCGACUGUGGCUGCAACCAGCACGUUUGUGACAUUGCCGUCUCCAGUCACCAUGGUUGCGACGGCUGCGACGGUUGCGACGGUUGCGAUGCGAUGGUACAGUUGCGCGAAGAGAAUGACAGGUUGAAGACUUUUGCUAGACAGCAACGCGAGCACAUAGACGCGCUGUCGAGCGAGCGCGAGCGCUUGCAGACGCGCUUCGUGAGCGACUGCAGGCCGCGGACAGCGCCAUCUGUUGUGGAGAACAGUUUCAUCUCGCGCAGUAGAUUAAACCCAACGAGCAGCACCAACACGUUUGGGUGGCGCAAGGGCGCGGGAGAAGAGUUGAGCAUCUUCAGCGGAGAGUCCCGGGUUCUGCUCCCGGGGGAUGCGGUGCCCUUCAUUGGGGUGCUCAGAGGUCGACAUGACAGCAGACGACAACUGAUAAACCAGUGGCGCACCCUGCGGCGUCGUCUGUCUCCGCAGACCCAGCCGCACCCCAUGACUAGAGACCCCGCCGCGUCGCUGCAACGUACCGACAUGGUGGAUACGGCUUUUGUUUCUAAUGCUAAAGAAAGUGGCAGUGACAAAUCUCAACAUAUGCAGCCAACUGUCAGUAAGGCGAGGGAGAAAAGUCCGAAGUCAGUUCUACGGGAAGCUAAGCAAAAGUUAAAGAAUAAUGUAGCAAAAGAUCCGCCCGCUCCACGUGACAAGAGCCCCAACGCGGUGUUGCGCGAAGCCAAAAUGCGGUUACGGAAGUUGGAAAUCGAGGCGGAGGCCGUCGAAAAGUCAUAUUUGGACUUUCGAAAACGUCAGUCCGAGCUGAGGGAGGAACGGCAGAACUUGGUGCUAGCUGAGAGUGCUAUUAUUGAAAGUGUUACUCAAAUCGAAUCAAAACCAAUUAUAUCAAACCUAAGAUUAAUUACAUCAGAAAAGAUAACAACCAACAAGACGCUUGACUACGAAAAGUCGUCAGAAGCGAUGAAGAUGGACUUUGACAAAUACCUUCGAGAAUAUACUAAAUACGACGUUGGGCAAACACAUUUUCAGAACAAGAAUUCUUAUAUCCAGAAAACUAAACCCAUACCUUUUAAAAGUUGUGAAAAAAAUGAAUUGAAAACAAAAAACACAAAUUAUCUAGAAACACCGAUAACUGAAUUCAGAAAACUAUACCAAACGCAAAAUAUGAAAAAGCGAAAUGAUAUGCAUUCAAAAAUUCCUAUACCGAUAGAAAUAUCAGAAACCGACAAAAAAAUUGAACCUAAAAUCGAAAAUUUAGAAAAAAGUCUAAAUAUUACAAAUAAUAAACAAGAAUACGAAAUUUUGCAAGAAAAUAUUAAUAAAAUUUACGAUUUACCCAAAACUAGUACACCCAAUGAAUCUGUAAUAGACAGUACAUCUAAAACUAUAAUAAAAAACACGAAAACAGAAAACUUAGAAAUGGAAAACAUAGAAAUAGAAAACAUAGAAAUAGAAAACAAAGAUAUAGAAAAUCAACUAACACUACAAGUAGAAAAUGUAAAUGAAAUAAAUAAUGUAGGUAUUACAGAGUCCAAAGACCUUUUGAUUGUAGUAGAAAGUUCCAUAGACAAUGGAGAAACGGAUUUGUCGGAAAACGAAAAUGAAGAACGUAAAAUAUCUCCACAAAUCACUGUUAUAGUGAGUCCAAAAACCGAUAAAAAUGAAAAAAUCAUAUCCCCUAAAGAUAUAUCACAAAAAGAUGCUGAAAAAUCAAAUAAUGAUCUAUCUAUGGAAUUAGAUUUAUCAAAACAAAAUGGAUCCGAAGUAGAAAAAGAUCUACAACAUGAAGAAUAUUGUGAUGAUUUUUCAGCAGAUGUAGACAAUUAUAACAGUAUAUCAGACGGUGGAAGAAACUCUCCAAUAUCAUUGCCAAAAACAUCAGAAGACGAAAACUUUUGGGACAACUAAAUUAUUUUCAAAAUCCCUUUUUUAUAGAUACAAAAUCUAAUUUAUUCAAAAUAUUUUUACGUGUAAAAUGAAACGCAAAAAAGAUUUAACCAGUCAUAAUUUAUUUAUCUAAUGAAUUAAAAUAUAUAAAACAUACAUUUUUUCUUUUAA
Messenger RNA from Bicyclus anynana (squinting bush brown), 3772 nucleotides. RefSeq lists its product as uncharacterized. Bases 143 to 3622 code for a protein of 1159 amino acids. The transcript is spliced from 16 exons. Gene Ontology annotation, molecular function: protein binding. The record is from RefSeq and is a predicted model, not a curated record. Lineage: Eukaryota; Metazoa; Arthropoda; Insecta; Lepidoptera; Nymphalidae.